AUGCAGAUCAAGAACUCGAUGCUCUUGCUCACGGCGCUGGCCGCUGGCUCUGCCGUUGCCCGUGUGCACGGCCAUGAGCGCCGUCACCUUCACCAUGCCGGCCAGAAGCGUGCCGUCGGUGACACUAUCUACGCUAACAUUGAUGGCGUCUUGGUCUCCUGGGUCAACGAGUGGUCUGGCCAGGCUAAGACCGCCGCUGCUGCCGCUGCUCAGCCUACCGCCGCCAGCCUCGCUACCCACCCUGUCGUUGUUGACGUUCCUGCUGCUGCUACUUCCGCAGCUAGCUCCACUUCUUCCUCUUCUUCUUCUUCUUCCUCCUCCUCCUCUUCUUCUUCUCCCUCUGGCGGCUCAGCCACCUGGACCAACACCCCUGCUAAGGGCGAGUACUGCACCGAGGGCUUCGGUGGCAAAACCGAGGCCAGCGGCGAAGGUAUCUUCUACAAGGGCAACGUUGGUAUCCCAUGGGGAAGCAACAUCAUUGAGGUUUCCGCCGACAAGGCCCACAAGUACAAGCACGUCGCCGAGAUCGUCGGCAGCAACACCGAUCCCUGGACUGUUGUCUUCUGGAACAAGAUCGGCCCCGAUGGUGGUCUCAACGGCUGGUACGGCAACUCCGCUCUGACCAUCACUCUGCAGGCCGGCGAGAAGAAGUACGUUGCAUUCGACGAGAACUCCCAGGGUGGCUGGGGUGCCGCCAAGGGUACUUCCCUGCCCAAGGAUGCUUUCGGUGGAUACUCCUGCACCUGGGGUGAGUUCGACUUCGACAGCGGUAUCAACGGUGGCUGGUCCGGCUGGGACGUCUCUGCUAUUCAGGCCGAGAACGCCAAGCACGAGGUCCAGGGCAUGAAGAUCUGCACCCACACCGGCGAGCUUUGCUCUAUCAUCACCAAGGGUCUCACCAGCGUCGUUGAUGCUUACACCGCUGCCCUCGCUGCUGUCAACGGCAUCGGUGGCAAGGUUGUCCCCGGCCCUACUCGUCUGACCGUCAGCAUCGACUUCAGCGACUAA
Messenger RNA from Aspergillus clavatus NRRL 1, 1008 nucleotides. RefSeq names its product allergen Asp F4 (gene aspf4). The record is from RefSeq and is a predicted model, not a curated record. Bases 1 to 1008 code for a protein of 335 amino acids. Gene Ontology annotation, cellular component: extracellular region. NCBI's taxonomy places the organism in Eukaryota, Fungi, Ascomycota, Eurotiomycetes, Eurotiales, Aspergillaceae. The transcript has a single exon. Gene Ontology annotation, molecular function: IgE binding.